AUGUCAUCGUCCGUGAUCGAGUACAUCCUGCAGAAGCGAUACGUUAAGCUUGUGCCCACCGGGCUGGACUUCGGCCGGCCCGGUUUCAGCCGCUUCCAGGAGAGAAGAUUCCAUCCCAGCAUGAAUCUGACCAGAAGGUUUUACCCUCACGUGCACAACAUGGACGGUUUCUUCGUGGCGAAGCUGAAGAAGUUUGCGCCGGGAGAGAGGAAGGCGGUAUCCACGGGUGCGGGAGUACCCGACAAGGAUGCCCCGGAAGCGAACGAGGCUGGUGCUGCCGGUGCCGCCGACGAGAUGGACGUCGACUUCAGCGGGAGCGACGAGGACGAGGACUCCAAGACAAAGCGAAAGCGUGCUAAGAAGGAGGCCAAGCGUGACGCCAAGAACAACGCAAAGGCCCAAGAGGCGGUAGGAGCCGAGAUCAAGGAAGUAAACAGCGAUGAAGAGGAAGACGGAGGCGAAGAAUCAAGGCCUGCGGCAAAGAAAUCGAAGCCCGAUCCCACCGCCGCCGCAAACGGCCACAGCACACCAGGCAGAGGCAGAGGUAGAGGGGCUGCUCGUGGAGAUGGCGGCGGAAGAGGGGGGAGAGGCUCCGCAGGAUCACCCGGUCGGGGUGCAAGUCGAGGGGGCCGUGGAAGAUCGUCUUCUGGGGGACGUUCGUCAGGAGGGUAUGCGUCGGCCGGCCGAAACCCGGGCGGGUUCGGCGGGGGGCGUUCGUUUGGCGGGGGCAGGGGGGGCGGGAGAGGCCGAGGGAGGGGGGGUCGCGAUGGCGGUCGCGGUGGUGGAGGACGAGGAGGCCGUGGUGGUGGGCGUGGCGGUGGUCGAGGGAGAGGAGGGGGGAGAGGUGGAGGUAGAGGGCGAGGACGGGGGUAG
Molecule: messenger RNA, 873 nt
Organism: Ectocarpus siliculosus
Lineage: Eukaryota; Phaeophyceae; Ectocarpales; Ectocarpaceae
Source: the annotation of a GenBank genome assembly